Messenger RNA from Alosa alosa (allis shad), 881 nucleotides. RefSeq names its product centromere protein H (gene cenph). Gene Ontology annotation, biological process: chromosome segregation; kinetochore assembly; mitotic spindle organization. Gene Ontology annotation, molecular function: kinetochore binding. The record is from RefSeq and is a predicted model, not a curated record. Bases 113 to 805 code for a protein of 230 amino acids. The transcript is spliced from 10 exons. Lineage: Eukaryota; Metazoa; Chordata; Actinopteri; Clupeiformes; Clupeidae. Gene Ontology annotation, cellular component: nucleus; kinetochore.
GUUGUGUCACGUGAUCUGUGUUUGCAUUUCCUGGCGGUCGAUUUCGAGUUGUGAGUUAGCUCUGCGGGCUAGCUUUGUUGUUCUAACGUUGCUCUUCGAGAAUUCAGCCACAAUGGACGGCUGUAAACAGCUGGAAGGCGUUUUACAAGAUAAGGAAACUGGAGCAUUCAGUGGCUGCUCACCUGCCACCAUCCCAGAUACUGUAACAGCUGUCGAUUUAGUGAGGAUGAAAGAGACCAUCUCAAACCAAUGUUUUGAAAUGAUGGUACAGGCCAACUUGGGCAGUAAUAAAAAACUGGUUGGUGAUGAUGCAGAUGUAUCAAUGUAUGAGGAGGGACUGGAAGAAGAAAGAACACAACUCUUCAACCAAACGCUGGCAUUGAACAGGAUGCAAAUCUGGAACAGCAUCACUGCCAAGCUAAUCCAGAAUGAUGAAAGUUCAGAGGAAAUUAAGAUGCUGGCUCAACACAGUGUAAGCCAAUUUGCAAGAAUACGAAAACUUCAACAGGAGUCCCGUGAACUUCAGGACCAAAUCAUAGAUCUACAGAAAGAGAGGCUUGACCUGAAAGUGCUGAUUAAGAAGAAGAUGCAGGAGAUGGAUGAGCUUCAAAAGAUGAGAGAGAAUCAGGGUGAGGUGGAGAGACGCACCAUGGAGAAAGCUGACACAGUUAUGGAGAAGCAUCAGAAGGUCAUCGCUGUAUCACAGAACAUUUUAAGGGGGAUAAUCCUUGCCACCAGAGUGAACUGGAUGGAUAAUCCAAAGUUAAGAGAUAUUGCAAUGGGGUUGGAGAGCAUUCCAAAUUGAGGAAACAAGUGGAAACCCAUAGAAGACAACAACAUAUGUUGUGUGUGUGUGUAUUUAUAUAUAUAUAUAUAUAUAU